Molecule: messenger RNA, 4932 nt
Organism: Vespa mandarinia (Asian giant hornet)
Lineage: Eukaryota; Metazoa; Arthropoda; Insecta; Hymenoptera; Vespidae
Product: lateral signaling target protein 2 homolog
Cellular component (GO): early endosome membrane
Molecular function (GO): metal ion binding
Source: RefSeq, a predicted model, not a curated record
UUCCGCGGUCAGUCAUCAUCGGUCUCAUGGACGUGCGAUUACUCUUUUCGGAUAUGUGAGUGUUCUCGUGCGCAAGGCGAAGAGGAGGAGGUGAGAGAGAGAGAGAGAGAGAGAGAGAGAGAGAGAGAGAGAGAGAGAGAGAGAGAGAGCGAGAAAGGAAGAAAGAAAGAAAGAGAGUGAGUGAGUGAAAGAUCGUUCGAUGGUUGUUCGGCCGUUCGAAGUAACGCGAAAGGAAGGCUCCUCAUAUUUCUGCAUCUGUUCGUCGUAUCUAACUCGUAGCAGUCAAUAGUAGCAGCAACAGCAACGGCAGCAUCAGCAUCAUUAGCAGCAGUGGUAGCAGUAACAGCGACCUUCGUGCCAGCUGAAAAGAGAAAAAUUUGGCUAUGCGCGCUGUGAAGAUUGACUUGAAAUCAGGAUACGCAACGACGAAGGUGACGACGACGACGACGACGACGACGAACAAGACGACGACGAUUCGUCCGUGAUAACGGCAGACAUUGUCGCGAUUUCGAUGCGCGAUGGAGUCCAUAAGAAAGUGGUUUUACAGGCCUAAGAGAGACGAUACCAGUUUAUUGGCUCAGUUCUUUUACGCCGAUGAAUCCCUAAACGCAAUUGCCUGUGAGCUGGAUUCUUUCGAUGGACGUCAGGAGCCAGAAAGAUGUACAACUUUGGUGAAUCAGCUGCGACAUUGCCAGGACAAAGUCCUGACGAUAUGUAAUCAGAUCAUGGAUGAUCUUAUACCAGACAGUAGAGCUAAUCGGGACUUUAGAGUAAAGUUUCCGGACGACGUGAUGCAGGAAAAUUUAGCAGGACAACUGUGGUUCGGUGCUGAAUGUUUGGCUGCUGGAUCGUCGAUCAUGAACAGAGAGUCCGAAAGUUCUGCUAUGAGGCCGUUAGCAACGGCACUCACGAAAUCAUUAGAGAUUGUGAGAAAUUUGCUGAGAGAGCAUGCGUUGAAGGGCCACAUGAAUUUAAAGUAUCUUUCUCAGACUCAAAAUCCUUUGGAGCCAUCUUUAGAGAAGCUGAUAGAAUCGUUAAAGAUUUUCGAUCGGCUCUUCGCUGACUUUGAGCUUUGUUACGUUGGCGCCAUGGUACCGGUCAAAUCCACGAAGGAAUACGAGCAGCAGGAGCUCGUUUGCGUUUUAUUUUCCGAGACUUUGCAAAGAGCCCUCGAACGAGGUUUGCUGAGUCAAGCAGACGUGGAUAAUUACGAACCUGCUUUGAUGUUCACUAUACCACGUUUGGCCAUUGUAUCCGGCUUGUUGGCCCCACCUGGAGGUCCCUUGUGCCUGAAUUCUCCUGAUACUAUCAGCGAAAUGUUCAGGCCAUUCAGGACUCUUCUCUUGAAGAUAAGAGAACUACUUUGGACUCUGAACAAUCGUGAACUUUAUAUGCUGGAGAAGUUAUUGUGCUCGAACGAAGAACCCUCGGGUCCUAUCAGCCAGUCGACAAAAUCCACGUGUCAGGACUUACCCGAUCUCGAGGAAUUCGUUCACAAUUUUUAUACCGGUUAUCCUAAUUGUAAAGACUUCAUUGUAGAUUUCUAUACGGUAACGAGAAACACAGGGAAUAAUAUGGAUGAGGUGGCGAACGACGUGGUUCAAGCGUUGGACAAUGAAAAUAAAGAAAGAUUGGCGGAAAGGAGAUCGAAGAAGGAUCGUGAGAGGGAUCGUAGAGAGACGAGAUAUAACGAGGAAAAUGGGCCCAAGGACUUAAAUAACAUAUCCACGGAAGGAUAUGAUAACGUUGUAGUUCGUAACGAUAAUAAUGUGAAGGUACAGGAUAAUAGUGAGAGAGAAAGUGUUCGAGAAGAUGUGCGUUGUGACAUAGUACAAAGUAAUAGUUCGAAAGAGAAAAAGCAACAGGCAUGUAAUCGCGAUUCUUGUCCCGUAAAGCAGGUAUCGAGCGAGAACGGUAAUAAAGGAGAAAUUGAGAAUGUCAGGGAGGAAGGUAUAGUAGUAGUAGCAGCAGUCGAGGACGGUAUUUUUAGUACCGUGGAAAGUUCGGGCGAGAUCAAUAGGCAGGAGGAAAACUUCCUCACUCCUGACAUUUCUCAAAUGCUCGCUGACUCGGAAAACGUAGAGAUUCUUCAAAGUCAGUACCUACUCAAUCAGGUAUCUCACGAGAACAAUGUAACGGGUGAAACCGUGCAUAUUCAAAAUUCUCUGCCGGAUUUGGACUCGAAGAAACUCAUUUCCGAGGCAAACAAGACUCUCUCGAAUCUUUUGUUGGACGGUGAAUGUCAGAAUGAAAUCUCCGAGCAAACAGAUUCGGGAAUAUGUACGGUCAUAUCCUCGGAGAACACGAGCUUGUACGAUAAAAGUCCCGAGGAGAAGAAGACUUUCGCUAAUGAGAUUCAGGACGACGAGCGUGCUUUAGAAGAUGACACGCAGGAGAAUAACAGCUAUUCCUGUUCUAACGUAAACUCACCAAGGAGAAAGAAUUCGAACAUGUCUGAAAGUUCUUGCGUCUGUGGUAUAAGAGCUUCGAAAACUAUCACGUCUUUGGAUCAUCCGAUAGACGUGACACCUUUGACUUCAGGAAACAACGAUUCUAAUAAAAACAUUCCAAGGAUUUCCUCAAAUUUCGAUGGCACCAACGAGGAGUUCGUUGGUUUGGCUUAUGGUAACGGGCACCUGCCGCUCUGCGACUCCAAUCAGACCAGCUUUCAAUUGAAUUAUUCAGAAAAUUGGGAAAAUCUCAAUUUGAAUAUAGACGCGUCGACCUCGAGGAAGGAAUUUUGGAGCGAUCUAAAGUGCGAGAAUUGUCCGUCAACGUCACAGAAUAUCGACAAAAUGGGAAAUAAGAUAGAGAGAUACGCGCAGGAGAAGGUCAUCGCUAGGAAGGUCCGAGAUGACAAGCAAAGACGACGUAAUCAACGGAAGCACGACAAAGGCCUUCACAAAUGUCAACAGGUUACAAGAAGUAAUCAUUGCGUUCAGUCGACCCCGAGCACUGAAAGUUCAAGGUCAAACUCGAUAGACAGGUGUUUGAAUCCACGAUUGACCAACUUUGGUGCGAGCUUGCAUCCGAGCCAAAACACAAGACAGAUGCCAAAUUUUGGUAGUCACAGUCCGCACGCGAGUCCAAGGCUACAACAUUUCGAGUCACGUGACAGCUCGAGACAACGAAAUUAUAAUUUAUCGAAGUCGACGAGAAAUUGUUCGCCACAGAGUAGAAAGCUUUUGGAUCACAGAAGAUCUAGGUCCGAGCAGAUAGCUCGUAUGAAGCGAAAGGACUUUGAGAAACGUGACAGGUAUGAAAGACUGAGUUAUCGAUCCGAACAAACCAAGAGGAAACUUGGAAAUAGGAGUCCUAACGACCUGUUGAACGACGGUUUAGGGCCUAGAACGGACAAGAGCGGUCUGGUAACGGAAACAAUAUCUCCCGUUACGUCACCAAAUACAUGUUAUAGGCUCGAAAAUACAAGAGACAAUAAUUUACAAAGGCCUCCACGUACCGCGAGAUUGGUGAAUCCUUCAACGGUCACCGGAACGCAAUCUUUCAAUUCGGAACAGACGCAGAAAACAGAGGCCGUUGGUUCGAGUUCCAGUUGUUCGAGUUAUUGCGAUUCCAGUUCAGAAACUAGCGAAUUUCAAAGCGAUUGUCAGGAUGACGAGGAGAUAGCCUUAGCGAUGCAAGCUGCGGAGAUUGCGAAUAGAAAUCAGAUUAGAGCGAAAUUUAGGUCCUCGGAAGAUCUUGUUCAUCGAUUGUUCGUCUGUAUAGCCGGCGUAGCCGAUCAACUCCAAACAAAUUUUGCUUCGGACCUUCGGAAUAUCCUGAAGUGCGUCUUUCUUAUGAAUAGUAGUCAAACUGUAGAGGACGAAGAGCCAAAGCAAGAAUGUUUGGUAUCCAGCCAAGCAGUCGUUACGAAUCACACGUUAGGCACGAGUAGCAAUCACGAUCGGCAAAACUCGUUGCAGGAGUACGAAGACGAAGAGGAUAAUGGUCCUGCAAACGAACAAACUUCCACGGCAAUGGAACGCGGUGAGGAAUGCGUCGAAAGAGCACCUGCGUGGGUGCCAGACAACGAUGCACCUAGGUGCAUGGCUUGUCAAGCAGGAUUUACUGUUGUACGCCGUAGACAUCAUUGUAGAAACUGUGGUAAAGUGUUUUGCGGUCGUUGUAGCAGCAACAAUGUUCCUUUACCGCGUUACGGCCAUACCAAGCCUGUCAGAGUCUGCAAUAGAUGUUUCCUUUACCAGGUGACGCCGUUUACCGUUUCUCAAGUCACACCCACCAGUUGAAUAGAUAACAUCUUUAAUGAUUAUCGAAUUUAAUUACGGAUCGUAUAAUAAAUUUUACGCUUCUCUUAUAGGACACGACAAACGUAUUUCAAAACGACAAAUAUCGCUUCGUCUUUUGUUCUUUUUAUUUUCAAGUUUUCUGGGGAACAGUUUACACACAUAUAUAUACACUUUUUUUCUUUGUUUGUUUCUUUCUUUCUUUCUUUCUUCUUUCUUUUUUUUUUCUUUUUUCUUUUUAUUUUUUUUUUUUUUUUUUACUUUCGAUGACGUGUUACUUGAACGUUCAUGUCAAGCGUGUCAAUGAGUCUGGUAAUUUCUGGUGUCUCCGAUCUUUAUCGACGAUUUUAAGAAUAACAUUCUAUUAAAAAGAUUUGCUUCUACGCAAAUGUCGAUCGAUCGAAGUCGAAGAACUGAUAGUUAUUACCAGAUAUGCUAUUAACGUAUAUAUGCUCAAAUCGUACAGUCGAUAAUGGCGCAAAUUCCAUUAAUACCUCUCAUUAAUAAUAGUAAGAAUAUGUAAUAAUAAUCGCCUUUAUAUCUUUCAAUCGACCUGCCGUAAUAACUUCUAUGACCCAGAGCCGCAAAUAGAAGCGUUUCAGUGUAAUCUCAGUUGCACGUAAAAAUGAUAGUCUUAUAUUUGCGUAUAAUUUUGAUUAAAAAAUAAUAAAAAAAAAAAAAAAAAAAA